AUUUCAUUCACCUCCUGAUCAAAGAUGGAUAUUCAAAUCUCAGCUUUUCUUCUGUUCGUUCUUUUCACUGCAGGACACUCUCUCAGCUGCUAUCAGUGCAGGAAUGAGACGAGUUCUUGUGCGGAUCCUGAGAUGAAAACAUGUCCCAGUGGAUAUUCCAAGUGCAUGAAUGUAACAACAGUAUGGAAAGUUGGUGCAACUAAAGUGAAUGGUAGAUAUUGUGCUGGUAACUGUACAAGUGGGUCGAUGAACUACGGGUUUGCACAGGUUUCUUAUUCCUGCUGUGACACUGACCUUUGUAACGUCACAUAUGCUCCAGAUCCCAGCACUAACACUACCAGUGGAAAGAAAUGUUACUAUUGUGAUGGUCAGAACUGCUCAAACACAGUGAACUGUUCAGGGAGUGAAGACUAUUGCAUUUCAGUGGCAGUGAAUUACAACAAACCAUGGCUUCUAAAAGGCUGUGUCUCUAAAUCUAUUUGUGAUUAUGCCAACAUAUCUUUUAGUAGUGUUUAUGGCAUCUCAUGUUGUGAGGGGGACUUGUGUAAUGGCGUUUAUAAUGUCACCCAGAACAUCACCCAGAACGUCACCCAGAAUGUCAUCCAGAAUUAUAUACAGAACAUCAUUCAAAACAUCAUCCAGAACUCAAUCCAGAACGUCCCCCAGAGCGUCACUCAGAGCGUCCCCCAGAAUGUCUCUCAAAACGUCACUCAAAACUUCACUCAGAGCGUCACUCAGAGCGUCCCCCAGAAUGUCUCUCAAAACGUCCCUCAAAACGUCACUCAGAGCGUCACUCAGAAAGUCCCCCAGAGUAGUAACAGUGCUAAGAGUAUCACCCAGGGCUUCAUGUUAUUAUUGAUUGUUAACUUAAUUAAGUAAACAAUAAAUAAUAAAAUAACAAAGAAGCAAAUUUCGAGCAGUAGGAUAAAUAUAGACUAUUACUAUUACUAAUAGAUCACUAUGUCUGUUGUUGAUUGGUAGACGCAUAUUUUCUUAUGACGUGUGUGCAUGAAAAAAAAAUUGGAAAGUGAUAAAACAGUUUGCUUUUGCUAGAUUUGUGUGUUAGUGUGUGUGUGUGUGUGGUUUUGUGUCUAGCAUUAUGGGACAAUUGUGUGGAGCUAAUUUUGUGCCAAUAUUCAUCAAACAAAUCCAGCGUUUUGCAAAUAAACACAAUUAGUUUUGCAAAGAAAAACUCGCCCUUUCAAAUAAAUGCAAAGUGAUUUGCAAAUACAAAACUCUAUUUGAGAGAAAAUGCUGGAUUUGUUAGAUGAAUAAUGGCAUAAAAUUAGCUACAUACAACCGGCCAAAGAUUAAGAAAACAUGUCUAACCAUAUAUAUGAGUGAUAUGUAUAAUUGUAAUUAUUUUCACCCCCACAAACGGUUAGACAUGUUUGCUUAAUCUUUGGCCAAUUGUCCCAUAACUCUAGACACAAAAUCAAACACUCUGUAACUCACAACUCCUAAUAUUUACAUUGAAGACAUUAAUAAUCAUUCAGUGUGACUUCUCAUAUACAUAGACCAAGAGUGUAGUAUGUAAUAUUGACAGCUAGUGGUUUAAAUGAGGACUGCAAUCCAAGUUCAAAAUAUCUCUUUCAAGUGUAGAAAUGGGAAAAAUAUACUGUAAUUUCCCUACUGUAUUGUAAAACAAAAUAAUAUACAGUGCAGUUGUUUUGCAAUUUAAUGCUAUUACUGACAAAGGAAUGAUAGAAAUAAAAUUUAAUAAUUAUUAUAUUCUAAUUUGUGUGGAUUCCUAAAACACCAAAGUGAAUGUAAUGUAGUCUGAGACAGUAUAUCAUUUUGAAGUGAUAGGGUGUCCACUGUUUCCAGAUGUCUGGACGCCGGUUCCAUAGGGUGCUCCAUCUCUGAGUCAGUAGAUCUUUCCUCAGAGGAAUCUGCCAGGGAGGGGCUGUCGUGAGGAGCACGUUUCUGGAAUGGAAAACAGGUCUACCUGAGUGGCUCCGAAACGUCUCCAAAUCAGCUGGACCAUCUGGGGAUGGAGUUACCAUUCUCCCAUUCUGUCUGUUCGGCCGAAUACAACUCCAUAAUGAGAAAAGAGAUCCUCUGCAUCUGGGAGAGUUUGCUCUUUUCCCAGUUGACACCAGGUCCCUGUGCUCACACAACUGAUCCCUAGACUGUGAUAGUAUAAGCCAGUCGUCAAGACCCCUCCCCCCUUUUGUGUUAUUUAAUUACUCUUAUUAUUAUGACCAUAAUUGUUCUACUUACUGUAUCCAUUGUUGUUGGUCUUUUUUUGCUGUUUUUUUUUUUUUUACUUUUUGUUUAUACAUAUUUUUUCUAUCCUGUGUAUAAAUAUCAAAACUAAUAAAAAGACAAUAAAAAAUGCCGGGCAUAGCCAAGGCUGAUGGUCUGCAGAGGCCAGCGAGAUGGGCCCCAGGUACCGUGCAAGCAGGAUCAGAGGAACCACCACUGUACCUGGAAUGGGGCAGCAAGGUGGAAUGCAGGGACCCAACUUGGGUGGCUUGUGAGCAGACUGAAGAAGGGUCGGAGUGUGCGGUGCACUGCUUACCUGGUUCCACAAGAUGGCAGAGGGUACAUGAUUAUGGCCUUUGUUAACAUUCUUGAACCGUCCGCUGCUGUCUACCGGCAAUGGAAAAGGAUGACUGUAGUCCGUUUGCAACUUUUCAUCCCCUCCCAGGAUCCAGGGACAGAGAAAACCGCUCUCUUAUUGAGAUUUUCCAGAUUCUCUACCUGGCCCUCCUACUCCAGGGGAGGGAUUGGUGCCUUCACCAUCCUCCAAAGAGCAGCUUCCUCCCUCUCUGGAUCGCCUCCUCCAGGGGAGGGAUUGGUGCCUCCACCAUCCUCCAAAGAGCAGCUUCCUCCCUCUCUGGAUUGCCUCCUCCAGGGGAGGGAUAGGUGCCUUCACCAUCCUACAAAGAGCAGCUUCCUCCCUCUCUGGAGCCUCUUGCUCUUCCACCCACCGCCAGGUUUGAAGGGGGCUAGGAGGGGUGGGGCGGCCUGCCUACGUCCAGCUCCAUGGUGCUGCUUGCUUGAGACUGCUGCGGAUGCAGCGCAGGGGCAAACACCGGUCUGGGACACGGGGGCAUUAAGGAACUGAACUUUGUCGGGAUCCCUCAUAUUGACCAGACACAACCAGAAAUGGCACUACUGGACCACAAGUGUAGAGAUUUGCAUGACCCAGAGAACUCGUGGUGACCUUUAUUGCUCGAAGCACGAGGUUAGUAGAGAUUAAGAGCUCUUUCAGAUCUUCCAGAUCAUGACCACCCUCGUGCAGGUCCUUCAGUGCCUUGGCCUAACGUACCUGCAGUAACACCGUUGUGUAUAUGGCAGAGGCAACUUUUCUACAGCCAUCCCCGGACAGGCCAGACGAGUACCUACAGACCCAGGAAGGGAGGCAUGUUUUGCCCGGUCAGGUGGAGGCAGUGUUAAGAUACCCCCAUGUACUCCCAAGCUGCACCACUGUUGAGGGUAAUGAGAGAGGAGAAACCAACAGAUCGGUGUCUGUCAGUAAAAGGGACCAUCCAUGACCUGGUGAGCUUCUCAUGCACCUCCAGGAAGAAAGGCACUAAGACAAGGUGCUGAGAACCAGAGCGAGCCACCCCAAGAAACUAGUCGUCCAACCUAGAAGGCUCAGGACAUCUGGUGGAGGUUUCCACUCAAUACCUACCUCUCUCAGCAGCCCGAAAAAGCAUAGCCAACAUCUCCGGAUUUGAUUCAGGCCUUGGGGGGCAGCUGUGCUGGUAUUCUCUUUGGAGAGGGCCCAACACAUUCUUUUUACGACUCAACUGGUUGCAAAGUGCUAGAGGAGUGAUGGUCCCCCGAGGGUUGGUUCCGUGAAGGGUUUGACACCACUGUAACCCUCAAACCAACCGUGCUACUGCUGGCAGAGAUGGUCAUCUUCAUGUAAUGGAAACAUGACUCAUCUGCAAACACCACUUCAGCGUGUUUAAUGCCAAGUCACGCAAGGCAGAGAUCAUGACCAUCACCUAUUGCCAGGUAAUGACCAUCUUUAAAAAGACCAUCUGUUGUCUCUACAAAGAAGCACCUGUGUAUGCUCUUUUAGAGAAAUAGGCUCUUUCAGGGAAAAGCUAUUUUAGUUCCUAAGACGCACAGUGGAAAUUACCAUUUGCAGGACAAUGGGGUAGUGUAGCCUAAAGUGCGCGACCCACUUGACACAGGAAUGACCACCGCUGAAGCGCUAUCCACCAACAUAAGAAGCUCCCUAGAGUGCACUGAAAUGAUCACACAUGACGCAGUUUGGUAGGAGAAAAAUGAUGUUGUCACUCGGCUCUGAAGCGAAAACUUGGUAUGCGUUGCACCUGCUGCUUUUUCAUGCUCACACUGUGAUCAGCAGCAGCUGGAU
Carassius auratus (goldfish) is the source of this 4339-nucleotide messenger RNA. Its product is annotated as urokinase plasminogen activator surface receptor-like. Bases 25 to 879 code for a protein of 284 amino acids. The transcript is spliced from 5 exons. The record is from RefSeq and is a predicted model, not a curated record. NCBI's taxonomy places the organism in Eukaryota, Metazoa, Chordata, Actinopteri, Cypriniformes, Cyprinidae.